This is a messenger RNA of Durusdinium trenchii, 186 nucleotides long. Lineage: Eukaryota; Dinophyceae; Suessiales; Symbiodiniaceae. The record is from the annotation of a GenBank genome assembly.
GAAUCCCUGACGAGUGACCGGGUUGCAGCAGCAGAGAAGAACACCGUGUCAGUUCCAGAAGUGAGUGCUUCCGCCAGUGCUGGUACAGAUGCGGUGCCACCUGUCACGGAUGAUGCCGAUGACGGCGAGCAAGCUGAGGAAGAGGCAAUGGAAGUUGAUGAAGUCGAUGAAAGAGACAUCGACUGA